Molecule: messenger RNA, 1713 nt
Organism: Anopheles nili
Lineage: Eukaryota; Metazoa; Arthropoda; Insecta; Diptera; Culicidae
Gene: Ets97D
Product: DNA-binding protein Ets97D
Exons: 2
Coding region: 1-1698 (565 amino acids)
Biological process (GO): regulation of transcription by RNA polymerase II; cell differentiation
Cellular component (GO): nucleus
Molecular function (GO): sequence-specific DNA binding; DNA-binding transcription factor activity, RNA polymerase II-specific
Source: RefSeq, a predicted model, not a curated record
AUGGAUUCGCUGAACAUAAAGCUGGAGGUGCCGGAUCUACCGCUGCCCCUCAGCGAGGACGGUUUGAUGAUGGCGGGCACGGAUUUCCUCCCGAACGGCAGCGACCUGUUCCUGGGCGAUGACGACGAUGACGUGAUCGUGGUGCACAUGGAUUUGCGCGAGAAUCUGUCCACCCUGCGGGGUUUGGUGGAGCGAAAGAUAGGCCUGUCGCUGAAGCACUACGAGUUCUGGCUCCAGGGCUCGACGAUGCUCGAAUCGCACAAGAAUCUCGUCGACCAGUGCGUGCAGGGCGAGGGCCUGGUGCAGAUAAACGUGCAGGUGCAGCCGACCAAACGUCGCAUCAACAUAGCGGACGUGCUGAAACCGACCGAUGAGGUGCUUGAGUCGUACCAGCGCGAACUCGAACAGGCAGCGGCCGUGGCCAAACAGGUGGCAAUUGGCGAUGAUCCGUGGCAAACGGCGACGACCACCGAUGCACCCGCAGUGGAUGUUCCCGAGCCGGAAGCGGCCAGUACGAAGAACAGCGCGCGAACGUCACCCGUCACCAGCAGUGGCCGGAUGUUCCCAUCGAAUAGCAGCGAUUCGCUAAACGACGGUGACAGCCCGCUGGCCACCGGUGGUGUAAAGCCAAGCCUCACGAAGGAAGCACAGGAAACGGCCAACGCGGUGGCGGCCAUCAUCAACUCAGUGAGUGCGGAAGAGCGCGAACGGGAGCGCAAGAAGGAAAAGGACCGGCAGAAGAGCGGCGACAAAGUGGUCGGAAAGUUUGUUCCACUCAUCAAGGAGGAAGCGCUGGGUUUUGCGGACAACUCGAUGGACGAUUGCGACGAGUCCGAUCUGGAUGGGACCGACGAACCGGCGGCUGCCCUGCCGUGGGUGUACGAUAGCGGGUUCAAGCGGGACCAGCAGCGGCUGAACAUACCGGAGGAACCGACCGAAUGGACGGUGGCGCACGUGAAACACUGGAUCCAGUGGGCGGUGCGGACGUUCAAUCUGAAUGGCAUCAAGCUACAGGAUUGGAACGUCACCGGGAAGGAGCUGUGCGAGCUGAAGCGGGACGAUUUCCGGUUGAAGGUGCCCACCGAUCCGGGCGGCAUGUUCUGGACGCAUCUGGAUUUGCUGCGGCAGCACAAGAUCGUUGCCACGUUGCAGAAACCGAUCGAUGGGGAAGAUCUGGACGAGAUGGCCAUUCGUAGGAAAAUCCCCAAGGGCAACCUGGGAAGUGAGUACGAAGCGAAGAGCGUAAUCCGUGCGGACAAGCGGCUUAACGAUAUCGUUUCGAUUGCAGACGAAUCCAGCUACUGUGGCAAUCGGACGGGAAACAAUGGCCAGAUCCAGCUGUGGCAGUUUUUGCUCGAGAUCCUCACCGAUCGUGAGCAUCGCGCGAUCAUCCAGUGGAUCGGCACCGACGGGGAGUUUAAGCUGUGCAACCCGGAGCUUGUGGCUCAGCUGUGGGGCGAACGGAAAAACAAACCGACGAUGAACUACGAGAAGUUGUCCCGAGCGUUGCGGUACUAUUACGACGGUGACAUGAUCUCGAAGGUGCACGGGAAGCGGUUCGUGUACAAGUUCGUGUGUGACCUGCGCGAGCUGCUGGGGUACGAUGCGUCCGAGCUGUCGGCGCUGGUGAACGAGGGCCCACCGGUAAUCGUCGAUACGCAGUACGAGCUGAAGAACUACGACGUCGAUUUCGAAUGAUUCGCGGUCGGCGUU